AUAUAUGUCCGAGUCUACUCUGUAGGUCAUUCAAGCGAAACGAACAAGUCUUGAGUUACAGAUUUGUUAGUAUAAUAAGUAUAAAACAAAAAGCGAAGUCUAAAACUACGAGCCAAUCUACAGCAAAAAUGCCUCCAAUUGAAGGAUACGACAAUGCAAACGCUGUUGCUGCAAGAAAAAUGAAAACUCCCGAGGAGAAAAUCGCACACGAACUAGCGAAGGACUUUAUCGGUUACAAACUCGGGAAAGGAACUCGACUCAAUACGAAAUCUGCGCUUAUUCUGAGAAAGCUCAGUAACCAGAUCGAAAAUAAGCAUGAACUAUUCUUAAGGAACAUGUGUGAUCGCUUGGACAUUCGACAACACAAUGCUCCCGAGACAUUUAAGCAAGUAGCCGACGAGAUCUUUGGCGAUGGGAUAAAUUGGGGACGGAUAGUUGUUCUUUACACCUUCGCCGGAAAGGUUGCGAAAUACUGUCAGGAAAAUCAGCUAGACAACGCUGAAAACGUAGCGACUUGGGUUGGGAAUUAUGUUGCCUCUAAAUCUGACUGGGUCAAGAAAGCUGGAGGAUGGGAGGCUUUUAAUGAGCAAUUUAAGGAUGUCCAAGAGGAACAUGAAAAGUUCUGGUGGAAUAGUUUGCUGUGCACAACACUAGGCCUGGGAUCUCUAGCCGCUGUCCUCUACAUGAAGAGCUAAUCAGAAUAACAGGGAAGGAGGAAUGUGAAUGGCUCCCGCCAUAACAGGACUCAAGCAAGGCUGAUGUGGGGCAGUAACUUAUAGGCCUACACAUUCUUGGUGAUCCACUAUCCAAGAAAACCAAGUUAUAACAUCUUUAAAACACAAAGACUUGGUAUUUUAUGUGUAUCCAUACGGCCAAUGAGAAAAUGCAGAAUCAAUGACAUUAUGUAAACAUUUGCUUCCAAGAAGCCACCAUAAUAUACCAUGUAUGGCCUAAGGCCAGGGACUAGACAGACAGUAUAAGCCUGUCUUGCAACAGUUGAGGUGAAUCUUUCCUGCACAAAGGCAAACAUUAUUCCCAACUUGUUGUUCUUUCCUAAAUUCCAUAUAUUUUUGAAUCCGCAGUUUGUUUUUGUUGGGAGCAGUAGGUAUUGUUCCAGACUGAGUUUGUUUUGACAGUAACUGUGUCAUAUCUUUAAAGAAAAUAUUGAGCAGUUAUUGUUUCGAUAACCUUUGGCACCACAUUAUUCAAAUUCUUUUCAAUUCCUUAUUGACCUGUUGCCUUCUGCAAAGAAAAUUUCAUCUCAACUGACAUUGUGUUUCAAAUAUUAUUGUGUUAUAAAAAUAUAUUUAAGAGAUUAUAUCAAAUUUUGUACAAAAGUAAGAUAGAGGUUUUUAAAUAAAUAUUUUACCCUGCUAUAGUGCAUUGAGAGGAACAUUGCAGUUUGUCCAGUUCUGUUGAGAGUUGUGUUGUGUGCACUUCGUGCAAUAAAAUAUUCAAGUAAAACAUG
Nematostella vectensis (starlet sea anemone) is the source of this 1468-nucleotide messenger RNA. RefSeq names its product apoptosis regulator Bcl-2. Lineage: Eukaryota; Metazoa; Cnidaria; Anthozoa; Actiniaria; Edwardsiidae. Bases 129 to 695 code for a protein of 188 amino acids. Gene Ontology annotation, cellular component: mitochondrial outer membrane. The record is from RefSeq and is a predicted model, not a curated record. Gene Ontology annotation, biological process: extrinsic apoptotic signaling pathway in absence of ligand; regulation of apoptotic process; intrinsic apoptotic signaling pathway in response to DNA damage. Gene Ontology annotation, molecular function: protein homodimerization activity; protein heterodimerization activity. The transcript is spliced from 2 exons.